Fusarium verticillioides 7600 is the source of this 3222-nucleotide messenger RNA. RefSeq lists its product as hypothetical. The record is from RefSeq and is a predicted model, not a curated record. The coding region runs from base 1009 to 2880 and encodes 623 amino acids. NCBI's taxonomy places the organism in Eukaryota, Fungi, Ascomycota, Sordariomycetes, Hypocreales, Nectriaceae. Gene Ontology annotation, cellular component: plasma membrane. Gene Ontology annotation, biological process: magnesium ion transmembrane transport; intracellular magnesium ion homeostasis. Gene Ontology annotation, molecular function: magnesium ion transmembrane transporter activity. The transcript is spliced from 2 exons.
GUGAUAGCACACGGCGAUUCGGUACCCGACACUGGAUACCACCAGGGACAAUUUUUUUCUUCCUAGCCCUUCGGUUCCCACUUAUAGUAUAUUAAGUUCCUCAAACUCCUCUUAAACCCAACUUCACCCUGACAUCGUCGCUGUCGACAAUAAGACCUCCUUUUGUACCCAACAUUACUUGUUUUUCUUAUUCACUCAUGUUUGUUUUGGCCGUGCACUAUUAACCGGGUCUUUGUUCUGUCCAGCAACGAGAAAAUUUCUCGUCUGGCUAACCGUGCCAGUAUCGAAAUUGGCCCUUGACCUUAGUUCCCUCAGACGAUAGGCCCUGGCAUCGUCACCCUGCCUUUAUUCCCUGCCAAGGCCCAAAACAAAUUCUGGUUACUACAAAUAAAUCAGCCUGAUUCAACUCCUGAGAUCGAAAUCCACUUGCGCCAACCGAGUACUUUAUCGCGAAGCCUCCUCUAUCGAAUCUUAGCCGGCUUCUCAUAUAUUUCAAUUGCCUUCAAUCCUGUUGGCAUCCCCGAGCAGCCGCUUCAUCUACGCUAUCAUCCAGUAUCGGCGUCUCGCCAUUAUCCCAUAACAGUUUUCAAGUUGGCUCAACUCGCCUUCUCAAACGUUUCCCUCCCUUCGCUCUUCGGUCCCAGCUUCUGGGUCUACAGCGGAGUAAACAAGAAGCCCCCGUAACUGGUCUUUAGAUCGCAUUACCCAUUAUUCGUCUUGAGCCAGUACAUAUUUACUCUUAACAACCAGCAGCCAUUGGCGACAACCGCCGAGCAGAGCUCAGUUUUGAACAAACACCAACUCGGCGCGCCCAUGCCGCGCCGGGUGCGACGUCUAUAAACGCCUAUAUCAGACGACCCUAAUUGGAACAACAACAAGCUAUGGGAUUCUAAUACCGAGUCCGUAAUACACCUUCCGCCCUCCUCGAGACAUAUCCAUCUAUUCUACACGGCCAUCGUUAGAGCCAAUAUAGUCAAUAUCAAGCUACAAACCUAGCUGAACACCAAGAUGUCAGACCACGAAGAAUCCGCUGCCCAGUCUGGGUACGAUACUCCCGUCCCGGAGCUCGAUGAUCACCGCCACCAGUCGGGUUCAACGCGAGUUGAGCGCCCUCGCCGUGGCACAUUCGACAGUCUGUAUGGUGCCCGACAGCUCGAACCUGAGCCCCCCGCCCCUCCUGCGAUUGUAGUUCGCGAUUUCGAGGAGGCCAUCAUCGAUGAGGAAGUAGGUGACCUUUCACCCACUGCUCGUCGCAGUCGCCGACCUACUGUGGAUUCCACGGAUCGAUCUGUCUCGCCACCUAACUCGGUCAAGGCGUUUGCCCAGGCUCGCCGUCGAGAGCGGGACAUGUCGUUCUCGGAACCCAACAAGCCUGAUAUCGAAGAUGUAGCCAGUCGAGCCAUGUCUAUCUCAAGCAAGCGCAGCUACCGAAGCAAGCCUCGCACCAUCGACAAUGAUGCUGCUAGCCUCUCAACCAACACAACUGCAGAGGAGGAUGUCUGCUUCCCUGUCAAGGAGAGCUAUCACAAGGACCACCUGUAUAUUGACUUUGACUACCUUGAGAACUUCAUCAAUGAGCAGGCAGCUGAACGCGCCGCAGAGCGAGCGGCAGAGCGCAACGCAGCCGCUGCCGAGAAGCAGAGCUUUGAGGAUAUGCGAACUCAGCAGAAUGAAUCCCGCCUUCAGCGGAUGGUCACUGUUGAUGGUGAUAUCCUGGAACCGGUCUCGGAUGACUCAAUGACCCGUGAGAAGACGAACCAGACAGCGCAGACUCAUGCCGAGGGGUCAGUUGCUGAAAAGCAGCCUGCGCCUAUCGACCCUAACCGGUUCAGCUUCUUCUCUUCGGCAUGGGAGUCAACUAUCCACGCAGCCGAUUUUGGUGAUCUGGUUCUCCCAGGAGAAGAUCUUCGAGGCCUUUUCGAGCUUCCUGAUGAAGACGAAGAUGGUGUCUGGUGGCUCAACGUCAAUGCGGCUUCCAAGGAGGAGGUUCAGAGCAUCUGCAAAGCUUUUGGAAUCCAUCCCCUGACAAUUGAGGAUAUCAUCACUCAGGAAGCUCGCGAGAAGAUUGAACUCUUCCCGUCGUACUACUUUGCCUGUUUCCGUUCUUUCUCAGUCGUUCAGGAGCCUGAUGGCAUUGAGUAUGAGCCUUUCAACACCUAUGUCAUCGUGUUCCGCGAGGGCACACUGAGCUUCAGCUUUGAGCCCAACUCGCACGCGGCCCAAGUUCGUAAGCGAAUCACUGCUCUCAAGGAUUAUGUCUCUCUCAGCAGCGACUGGAUCUGCUAUGCUUUGAUUGACGACAUUGUUGAUUCCUUCGGACCUGUCAUUCGCCAGAUUGAGCUUGAAGCGGAUGCUAUUGAAGACGAAGUGUUCGUCAUGCGUGAGGAUGAUUCUAACUCAUUCCUCCGUCGCAUUGGCCGGGUUCGCAAGAAUUGUCUGGCUCUGCUUCGCCUGCUCGGUGGCAAAGCAGAUGUUCUCCGUGGUUUCACGAAGCGAUGCAAUGAGAACUACAAGGUCACGCCAAGGAUGGACAUCGGCAUGUAUCUUGGCGACAUCCAGGAUCACGUUGUGACCAUGGCCACCAAUUUGGGACACUUUGAAAAGAUUCUAUCUCGCGCACACAGCAAUUAUCUUGCUACGGUUUCCAUCAACAGCAUCGCGCAAGGAACGCACACCAACGAGGUUCUGAGCAAAAUCACUUUCUUGGCCUCGAUCCUGGUCCCCCUUAACUUGGUCAGUGGUGUGUUUGGAAUGAACGUGCCAGUUCCGUUCGCAACCGUUGCCGCAAACAACUUGGCUCCUUUCUUCAGUAUCAUUAGUUUCAUGGUUUUCCUGUGCAUCAUUUUCAUGGCCUUGGCCCGCUGGAAGCGUUACAUCUAGCGAAGGCGAUGCAUGUGGAUGUUAGAUGCACAUGUUGGUUCUGAGAACCCUGUCGGUCGUUACCAUUGUUUCUUUUCCAGUAUAGAAGGGUGUUACUCGGCGGCAUAUUCUGGCUAGAGUUGUUAUGUGAGAAUUGUUUUAGAGCGGUACUAUGACUACUUGUUGGUAUUUAUAAAUUAGACACUGUUAUAGAGAGCUUCAUGGCGCUGGAUCGUCUGUCUUGAGCUGUAUGUGGUGGUGAAAGGACUCUCAGUAUGCCUAGUAAUUGUAAUGCAUCGGCUUAUAACUGUUUCUUUGAGUAAUUUACACGACAGGCAGUAACUAUCAUACAAAUCAAACCUG